Messenger RNA from Nomia melanderi (Alkali bee), 2808 nucleotides. Its product is annotated as cilia- and flagella-associated protein 52. The record is from RefSeq and is a predicted model, not a curated record. Lineage: Eukaryota; Metazoa; Arthropoda; Insecta; Hymenoptera; Halictidae. Gene Ontology annotation, molecular function: protein binding.
UACACCGAGUGGCGGCAACUCGAGAUUUCAAUUCUUCUUUCUCCGUCUCUUCGUACUCGGCUGUUUCGAACGGCGUCGACGAAAGCUUUGAAUCCUGCUGCCGAAAACGAGAAAAAUUCACAAUUCUCAACUUACCGUUGAAACUACUUUGCCGUGUCCAGACAGUGACGUCUUUCCAAAUCCAAAGCAGCAACUUGCUUCCAUGCGUAAUAAAUGGAUAUGGCUUCUACUCUUGUUCGCGGCGGUGUCAUGACAACGCGCCAACCGUUAUUCGUUUUGUGCUUUGCGCGUACUCGUAUUGCCAAGUACCCACUUACCCGGAACCAUCGAUAGCGAUAUUAUAAAGCGAAGAAAAACUAUUAUUCGAACGCAACGGAGAUUUUCGACGGUGGACAUGAAAGAGCUUGAACUAUGCGGGGUGAUAGCAUUCGACGGUUCCAUAAGAAACGGUUUGCGAUUGCAUCCGGACGGAGAGCAUCUCGUGUAUCCGAUGGGUAACAAAGUUACUAUAAGAAGCUUGAAAACUGGCAAACAGGCGUUUCUCGCUGGCCACGGAAAUCUCAUAUCCGCUCUGUGUAUUUCGCUACGUGGAAAUUUCUUAGCUUCCGGCCAAGUAACCCACCACGGUUUCAAGGCAAUGGUCAUAAUAUGGGAUUACGAGAAUCGUAAAAUGAAAGGUAGUUACGAUAUGCACAAAGUAAGGGUCGAGGACGUUUGUUUCACACAGGACGAACGAUAUCUGAUUAGCCUGGGGGGUAGGGACGACGGAAGUAUCGUGGUGUGGGAUGUUUUAAAUGGAAAUCCCCUUUGUGGUACUUUCGCCAGCAAAGAAAUGUCCGGAAGCGCUCUGACGAUAGCAGCCACACGCGCUCCAAGCCCGAGUUUUGUCACUGCCGGAGAAGGAACGUUCAGGGUUUGGCUGAUGGAUCCGAAAAAAAGGAAACUCGCAGGAAUCGACGUCAAGUUUGGAAAGAUCAGACGCGACGUCAACUGCGUUGUUCUAGACGAUAAAGACGAAUACAUCUAUUGCGGAACGACUUCCGGAGAUAUCGUGAAAGCAAGGUUGAACAUGUCGCAAACGAAAGAUGAAUCGGUCGCGUAUCCCAUCAUGAUCGGAUGCUAUUCAAAGAUACCGCGUGCAGCGAAAGCAAAGAAAACUCGUACAACUGGAGCGGUAUACGCUGGCGGCGUCAAGAAUUUAUUGCUUUUGGGACACGGAGAAAUGAUAGUGGGCGCCGGAGACGGAACAGUCGAGUCCAUAGAGAUAGCGGAAAGCGAUGCGGCGUCCGGGAGAAACGGAUCCGAGAAACUUUUGGUUCUGCCAUGUAUCGUAACGCAUCGAACAGGGCACGUUGGCGGUACGGUGACAUCCAUGGUCAGCUGCAAAAAUCAUUUCAUACUGGUAGGAACCAGCCAAUGCGAAAUUUAUGAAAUUCAACUGGCGAGCUUUCGAACGCGUUUGAUCGUCACGUGUCAUACCAGUUCGAUCUACGGUCUUGCUUUUCCACGCGAUCGUUCGGAGAUAUUUGCGACGACUGGCAAACACGACAUUCGAGUGUGGAGACUGGAAACGCAAAAGGAACUGCUUCGAAUCACUGUGCCAAAUUUUCUUUGUUCCAAUCUGUGUUUCAAUCGGAACAGCGCCAUCAUAAUAUCCGCUUGGGACGACGGCGCGAUACGAGGAUUCGCAUUGAACGGUGGGAAUAUGUUAUUCGCCAUUAAUCGAGCGCACACCAAGUCCGUAUCGGCGAUCACGAUUACAAAUGACGAUUGUAAAAUCGUUAGCGGCGGUUGCGAUGGACAGGUUCGAGUAUGGAAUGCCAAAUCCGAUACGCGACAACUGCUAUUCGUUCUGAAGCAACACAGAGGUCCGAUAACUUCGUUGCAGGUCUCGUCGGACGAUCAACAUUUGAUCAGUUCGAGCACAGACGGCACGUGCAUCGUAUGGGAUGCGAGGAAUUUCAGGAGAAAGUUGGCAUUACAGGCAAAUACGAUGCACAUGGCGACGUGUUUCGUGCCUACCGGUGUACAAGUACUGACGUGUGGUACCGAUCGGAAAAUCGCUUAUUGGGAAACUUUGGACGGCUCGUUGGUUCGGGAAGUGGAAGGUUCGACGACUGGCACGGUAAACGCUAUAGCCGUCGACAGCAGCGGACGAUAUUUUCUUACCGGUUCGGAUGACUGUAUCGUCAAAUUAUGGGAGUAUCGUACGGCAACUGUAGUCGGAUUGGGUCUUGCUCACGCAGCUCCCAUUAGCGGUUGCGCUUUUUCGCCGGACGGUGAAUUUAUGGUCACCGUAAGCACGGACGGAGGUACGAUGAUCUGGAAACGGCCAAUCGAACCGCAAACCGAGUUGAACGAUGCGAAACUCGGUUGAACAAUCAAUCGAAGAAUCGCGUAUCCGAAACUAUGCCUUGGAUUCUUUUAAUAACCUGGCCAACACUUACCAAUCGUCCAUCCCUCUUUCUAUUUAUAUUCCUCGUGGAUGAAUCCGAUCUAUGGAUAAAUUACAUCGAGUAAACACUCGCAAAGAGUUUCGAAAAAAUUCACUUAUUCGCUUAUUCGUAUUUACAACAUCUCGUUCGAUGGAUUGGAUACUACUACAAGUUACGGUAUUUAUGUGGAUAAUACUCGUGAGAUAUUUUAUUACGCUUAUCAAGGAAAUAUAAAUUACGUUUGUACGUUCAUCCCCAGGCUUGACUUUUACAGUAGUGAAGUAUCAAUUUUCCAUCUGCGCCGUAACAGUCGUAUAAAUUCUUAACCACUUGAUCGGGUGCCGGGGCGAAAGUCUGAUUUACGUACAGGAAC